AUGCUGGCCUACGGGCUAAAAUCAUUACCACACCCAAGAUCACCAACCCAGAUUGCCUAUAUACAUAGUGAGGCUAAUGGGGAUGCUUCAUUGCUUCAAGAUGCCCUACAAGACCCAGAUCUUGAUGCACAGUUGGAUUCCUUGAGGGCGAAGCUUAUGACAGUUAGAGAGGAGUCAGUUGAUCUAAGUCGGGAGCUCCGAGCAUUAGAAAGACAGUCUGCUUCAAGUGAUCAUUGCACUGGACUUGUCAAUGAAGUGUUACAGCUGUGUGAUGAGAACUCUAUGCAUGACAAGUUCCAAGACAUGGUUAGAGCUGCAUCCGAACUUCGUAUGAAGAUGGGGAAGCUGAGGACUAGGAAUGAAGACAUAGAUCAUCAUAGAACUGAGAAGAUUUACAACCCAAAUGGAGAUUCGUCGACAGCGUCCCGUGGCAAGGGCUUCUCCGGUUUAAAGUUGGAAGAUCUUCAAGGAUUCCUAGCUGAUUUGGAAAAUAUGUGA
Messenger RNA from Tripterygium wilfordii, 498 nucleotides. RefSeq names its product protein MIS12 homolog. Gene Ontology annotation, cellular component: nucleus; chromosome, centromeric region. The coding region runs from base 1 to 498 and encodes 165 amino acids. The transcript has 6 exons. Gene Ontology annotation, biological process: mitotic cell cycle; mitotic sister chromatid segregation; kinetochore assembly. Lineage: Eukaryota; Viridiplantae; Streptophyta; Magnoliopsida; Celastrales; Celastraceae. The record is from RefSeq and is a predicted model, not a curated record.